Messenger RNA from Rotaria sp. Silwood2, 207 nucleotides. The record is from the annotation of a GenBank genome assembly. Lineage: Eukaryota; Metazoa; Rotifera; Eurotatoria; Philodinida; Philodinidae.
AUGGGAAACAGAAAAAGCACUCGUAAUACUGAUUUUCCCCCUCCUCCUCCUCCGAUUCCUCCGCCACGGUUUACUGAUAUACCAAUGACUUCAACUUCAACAACUCUUUAUCGACCAAAACUACCACGUCAAGGUCAACGAAACCGUCUUCUUCCUAAAAUUCGUGCCAUUUUUAUACCCCAGGCUCCUUCAGCUGCAGUUUGGUAA